AUGGCGAUCGUGGGCAGCGUUCAGCUGCGCGCCCGCCCGCGCCCACUUCCGCCAAGCCCGCCUGAAGGGGAGGAAAUUCUCCCCGCCAAGACCUAUGCUGGAUUCAUAAUCCAUAAAGUUGAAGUUUCUCGGAGCAUGGAGAAUACCUCGAGUUUAUUAAAUCUCACCAGUUCGUCAGGCUGGAGAACGGCUGGAGUCAGGACGGGACUUUACAUCUUUAUAAUGGUGAUUGUGACAGCCGCUAUGGUUGGCAAUUGCCUAGUGGUCCUCGCUGUUUUCUACUUCAAGCAGCUGCGCUCUGCAACCAAUGCCUUUGUGCUAUCAUUAGCCAUAGCCGAUUUCCUCGUUGGGAUUAUGGUGAUGCCCUAUAGUAUGGUCAGAACUAUUGAAGGGUGUUGGCACUUUGGAUCCACCUUCUGUCGAAUCCAUUCAAGCCUGGAUGUGAUGUUCUGCACUGCCUCCAUACUUCACCUGAGUUGUAUUGCCCUGGACCGCUACUAUGCCGUCUGUGACCCUCUCAUGUAUCAUUGUAAGAUGUCACCCGGGAAGGUUGUCAUCCUGCUCUUUGCCUGCUGGAUGGUCCCAGCUGCGAUAUCAUUCAUCCCCAUAAUGAUGCAGCUACACAGACUAGGCGUUGACCCUGACCUGCUGACCAAGAGCAGCUGUGUGCUCAUGGUGAACCCAACCUAUGCUGUCUGCGCCUCUCUAAUAGCCUUUUACCUGCCCAUGUUCAUUAUGCUAGCGGCAUACUGGAAGAUAUACAAGGUAGCUAGAAAGCAGGCAAUUCAGAUUGAUGCUGUGGAUAACCAAAUCCAGGAAAGUGCCUCAGGCUUAGUAAGGGCUCAUGCACACAAACAAUCCAUGAAACAGGAAAAAAAGGCAGCUAAAACGCUGGGGAUCAUUAUCGGCGCGUUUCUUGUCUUCUGGCUGCCCUUCUUCACAGCGAAUAUCAUUGAUCCUUUCCUGGGUUACAAGACAGACAGGGUGACUUGGGAGGUGUUGGUCUGGCUUGGCUACAGCAAUUCGUCCAUGAACCCAUUCCUCUACGCGUUUUUCAACCGGUCAUUCAGACGAGCGUUCCUCAUCAUUAUCGGCUGUAAAAUCUGUGUCCCCCGAUCUCUGCAAAACUUUGACUUGUCGGACAGCAAACGGGAUGUUGCACAGGAGUCAGUGCACUGA
Molecule: messenger RNA, 1179 nt
Organism: Carcharodon carcharias (great white shark)
Lineage: Eukaryota; Metazoa; Chordata; Chondrichthyes; Lamniformes; Lamnidae
Product: trace amine-associated receptor 1
Exons: 2
Coding region: 1-1179 (392 amino acids)
Biological process (GO): chemical synaptic transmission; regulation of appetite; adenylate cyclase-activating adrenergic receptor signaling pathway
Cellular component (GO): plasma membrane
Molecular function (GO): G protein-coupled serotonin receptor activity
Source: RefSeq, a predicted model, not a curated record